AUGGACCCACAAGAUCUCGAUAUCAUCAACUCAUUGCUUGAAAGUGAUGUGGUACUCAGGGAAAAAAUCAAAGAGCAAGUAACCGAGUUCGACAAAAAAAUGCGAACUGUUGUUGGUAUGCUAAACAAGAUUCAUUCCACACAUUCGGCGGAUCUUCCUGCUCUAUUGGAUUCUGUGCGUCCAGUGCUCCAGAGUUGUCAGGAAACCAACAGUGCAUUAGCCAAUUUGAUACCAGCAAACCAGUUUUGGCGAUGGAAGGAUAUGUGGACGAACUCCCUACGGACUGCAGUAUUCGCUGCGGCCCUUAUAGAGUAUCUAUCCCAUGGAGUCCUCCUACCAUUGGCGGACGUCAACGAACAGUUGAGCAUCAAAGAAGAAUGGAAGGACAGGUUUUUACUGAGUGUCGAGGACUAUCUUCAUGGGUUAAUCACAAUGGUGAACGAACUGUCUCGUCUGGCCGUGAACGCGGUUACCCUCGGCGACUUCGAAGCUCCUAUCAGAAUAUCACUCUUUGUUAAAGAUGUAUUCUCUGGGUUCUCCAUGCUCAACCUUAAAAAUGAUCUACUACGUCGCCGGUACGAUAGCCUAAAAUAUGACAUCAAGAAAAUAGAAGAAGUUGUGUAUGAUGUUUCUCUGAGAAAAUUAGCAUCAACGGCUUGA
This is a messenger RNA of Heterobasidion irregulare TC 32-1, 660 nucleotides long. RefSeq lists its product as uncharacterized. Lineage: Eukaryota; Fungi; Basidiomycota; Agaricomycetes; Russulales; Bondarzewiaceae. Bases 1 to 660 code for a protein of 219 amino acids. The record is from RefSeq and is a predicted model, not a curated record. The transcript is spliced from 7 exons. Gene Ontology annotation, molecular function: RNA binding; sequence-specific DNA binding; single-stranded DNA binding. Gene Ontology annotation, biological process: RNA metabolic process. Gene Ontology annotation, cellular component: cytoplasm; nucleus.